Messenger RNA from Tachyglossus aculeatus (Australian echidna), 5216 nucleotides. It is a transcript of the gene SAP30L, whose product is annotated as SAP30 like. Bases 100 to 684 code for a protein of 194 amino acids. Gene Ontology annotation, molecular function: transcription coregulator activity; protein binding. Gene Ontology annotation, cellular component: histone deacetylase complex. The transcript is spliced from 4 exons. Lineage: Eukaryota; Metazoa; Chordata; Mammalia; Monotremata; Tachyglossidae. Gene Ontology annotation, biological process: regulation of DNA-templated transcription. The record is from RefSeq and is a predicted model, not a curated record.
UGACGGCGCGCUGAGGGGGCGCGGUGGGAGGCCGCCUCCCGGCCGCGGCCCCGGGGACCCUCCCGUCGGACGGGGCCGGGGGGACGGGACGGCGGACCGAUGAACGGCUUCGGACCGGAGGACGACAGCCGGGAAGGGACCGCCGCCAUCGCCGCCGCCCUCAUCCCCUCCGCCGCCGCCAUCGCCGUCCCCCCCGUCGCCGCCGCCGGCCAGACCUGCUGCCUCAUCGAGGACGGGGACCGCUGCCUCCGACCCGCAGGAAACGCCUCCUUCAGCAAGAGGAUCCAGAAGAGCAUCUCCCAGAAGAAGCUCAAGCUGGACAUCGAGAAAACCGUAAGGCACCUUUAUAUCUGUGAUUUCCAUAAAAAUUUCAUCCAGAGCGUACGAAAUAAAAGGAAGAGAAAGACCAGUGAUGAUGGAGGUGAUUCCCCUGAGCACGAAACAGAUGUCCCAGAGGUGGAUUUGUUCCAGUUGCAAGUGAACACCUUACGGCGUUACAAAAGGCAUUACAAGCUGCAGACCAGACCAGGAUUCAAUAAGGCACAGUUAGCAGAAACUGUCAGCCGCCACUUCAGGAAUAUCCCUGUGAAUGAAAAGGAGACCCUGGCUUACUUCAUAUACAUGGUGAAGAGUAACAAAAGUAGGCUGGACCAGAAAUCAGAGAGUAGCAAGCAGCUGGAGUGAUGAUGAGUCGGACUUUAAAGAAAUUAAGGACAGGUGGUAUCCGGCGCGUUGAAGCCAAGGAAGACUGUUAAAUUUUAAUGUAAAUAAUAAUAAUAAUAAAAAAUUAGUACGAAUGAUGGAAUAAUGUAAAUCAUUUUGGACAGAAGGAAGUGUUUUAACGAUUCAGCAUGUGUAUCAAAGAAAGAGUUUCUUUUCAUCUAAAGUCAAUAAUUGAACCCUAGGAAGAAAUAAAGAGCAAAGCUAUGUAUUUCCAAUUGUCACAUUCACAGUGCAGUGCGUUAAAACCCUGAUUACUUCUGGAGGUUUGGGGUCGAGGAGGUUGUCAAUAAAACAAGCGAUGGCAUCGGACCCACCGCAUGUCUGUGCCACAGCUCUGAAAGGGCAGAGUCAGUCAGUUGUAUUUAUUGAGCGCCUUUUGUGUGCAGAGCACUGUACUAAGCGCUGGGGAGAGUAGACUACCACAAUAAGCAGAAGUCUCAGUUACAGACUGUGGUGCAUGAGCGUGCAUUCUGCCCAGGCCUCAGCCAGUGCUCACUGGAGGGACUAUACUUGGCCACGUCCUCCCAAUUCAUCCUUCUUCAUUAAUGACUUUGAAACGGGUUUCGACACUCGGGGUAAUACAAAAAGGAAAAAUGGGAGCAGGCCCAGCCACCCUUUCUGUCUCUGACAGGAGCCUACUUGUUAAUUGCUGUGAGGUUUUUCUAAGUGGCUUCCAAUUUUCCUGAUUUGCUAUUGCAGGAGUGAAGGAGUGAAUCUUUAAAGUGGAAACCAUUCAAAUUUAAGUUGGAAUUCCAAAUCCGGCUUUUAAAUUCAUUUAAUGAUGUCUCUCAAAGUCUAGGUAGUUUAGUGUUUAUGUUAGCUGACAUCUUGUACCGCAUAACAUUCCCUAUUAGGGAAAACCAAGGGUAAAGCCUUGGGCUUUGGGGCAAAAUACCUUCAGGGAUUUGGGGGCUUGUUUGUUUGGCUUUUCUUUAAAAGGAAGGUUUUGGUUUUCUUGUGCUUGUGGGGAGAGGGGAUGUCUAGUGCUUAGGUGACUUUUGCCUAGGACCUUCGGGUGGAAUAAUGAUGUAAGGGUCCUUCCACUUCUUGUCAGUGCCAUCUUUCUCCCUGGUUGAAAGGCCACAUUUGAUUUAAAUGUGUUUUGUUCAGCCUUAAAUAAUAAGGUCAUCUUUCCCCACGCCUGAUGGUCACAAAAUGUCUAACGUGGCAAAUAUAGGCCCUGACAGGUAAGAAACAGAGCCCUGCAAAAUAUUUGGGGGACAAGUAUGUGGCAUAACCAUGCUUAAAGUGCAUGUUUAGAAGCUCCAAGCAUUUUAAAUAGUUGUAAAUGAGUGUAUAUAGAAUGUAUUGUCCUUUUAAUCUUGAGAAUCUUAUGUUACCAGCCCAGAAGAGAUGGGGGACUUUGUGCUCUGAGGGUUUUCAUUCAUUCUAAUUUGGUGUAUAUUUCAAGAAGCUCUCCCUAUUUAUAUCUCGAGGUCUCAGGUGAGGUACCGGGAAGGGUCGGUAGAGUAUAUUUUACAUUUGAAAGAUAAACAGGUAUUCUUACUGUUUUGAAACAACCUAUUAAUGAGGCUGGGCCCUUUCCUGAAAGGACGAACUAAAAGCCCAUAGCAGUUAAAUGCUGAUGUCGUAUUAUCAUUGCCUUGAGGAUAUGUUCGUGCACUGCACAGUUCAGUUAAUGGGAACUUUGGCCUCUAAGAAUAGACUCUACCUGCCCUCUGGGGGAAAAGUACAGAAUAAAAUUCUUUCUUUCUCAUUCCUAAACCAAAAUUGUGACCAUGUCACUGUUUGAACAGCUAAUCCUGUUUUCUCCUUUACAGUAACCACACAUUUCUUCAAGAAACUUGGUGGCAGAAUCCAUCUGUUCAGGCGUAUUUGUAGGAAUGCCUUUUGUUCUAAAGGGAAACUUGGGAAAACCCUUCAUCACAAGCAGCCAAAUGCAACACACAAUGAUUUGCUGCCUUCAUUCUCAAAACAAUUCUUUUUUAAAAGUGUUUUGGAGAAGAUCUUUAAGCCAGGUCUUUAACUGGAGUUCAUAAAUAAUAGUGGUUAGAAAGAGAAUAUGAAAAUUUCAGACCUUUUGGGUUUCUGAUACCCAAGACCUGUUGUUUUAUUGUAGGUGUUCAGCAUCUCUACUUCUUAAAAAUGGUCAAACAUAGGAAUUUUCAGUUAGGGGUGACCUGGUUUCCAGAGAGAUGUCAUUCUUUAACAGCUACAACCUCACAUUGCAUCCAUCAUUUUUUGUAACUUCAGACUUUAUUGAUCCACCUGUCUUUUGAGGAUACUACUCUUAUAAGCAUACGUUUUUGAACCUUCCAGUAGUAAACCCAAGAAAACUUGAUCUUUGUGUGAAAUGGCAUUUUAUUUAGCUCUCACGUAGAAUUGCAGUUUUUGGUUCAAGCAUUAUACACUGUAAAUUUCCCUGAGGUAAAAUGAGUGACUUGGCAGAGCCCUAAAUUUCCCUGUAUGAAACUGUUAUAGUGAAAGUUACAUUUAACAGCAAGAAAAAAAAACUUUAAUACAGGAUUGGGGAUGGGAUAUUGCCCAGAAUGGUGUUUUUUUUAAGAAUUUUUCUUGAUUUUAAUCCAUUGGAAAAAAUAUUUUCUUUAAUUGUGAUUGAGCCAAAAGUCUAGAUAUUCUUGCCAUUCCUACGUAUUUGGCAUUAACCUAUCAAAGAAUAGGUUUUAAUGUUAUCCAUAGUUCAAAUGUUAUCCCUAACCUUGUUUAAAAACCUGGAAGUUUAACUUUUUAUUUUGCAAAAUAAAAUAAAACUUUGAUGAUUAAAAAUUUAGAAUAGCUUCUGUGCAAUUCCAUUCCUGAAUUCUCACGUAUUCACGUAAGUUUGCAUGGGCUCUACAGUAUAUCUGGUGCCUCGUAGGUGGAAUCAGUGUGAUUCUUGGAACAAAUAUCCAAAUUUUUGGCCCAACUCUUGGUACUAACUGGACACUGACUGGUUAGACAUCAGGAGAGGCAUUAAAGUGUUCGAUGAUUUCUCCCCUUAAAGUAUUUCUUUCAGGUUGGGGAAGCCUGCUGGGGAGGUAGUAGCCUCACCAUCACUAUUUUGGUUCUGCCUGGGAGAAGAGGCCAAGUAGCUUGGCUCCCUGCUGCGGAGGUAGGAAAUCCCUGCAACAAUAUAAAGUUCUUUUCCCAAAUUAAAGAGUCACAUAUGUCAUGCCAAACCCAGUUCUCCACCCCUCCCCCAUCCCCCUGCCCCCGAUAACUUUAAAAAGCUUAUUUUUGGAAGGUUUCAAAAUGUACUGCUUACAAGGCAGCAGCAAAACGGCAUUGAAAGUCACACCGACAUGGGCUUGUAGGAUGACUUUUUUUUUUUUUAAUCUGAAAGGGUUGUAUGUCCUGGAAUCCAAAGCAGGCCACCAUAAAACAGUUUAAGACUUUGCAGGAAUCCAAAGAAAUAUCCAAAGCGGAUGUGGUUCAAAUGGAAUGUUAGUUGACCUGACAAAAUGGGUUGAGGAAAUAGUCCCCAAGGGGCCCCAAUUCCGUUUAGCAGUGAGUGUCUUAUGCCAAGCGCAAGUAUGAAUGUCUGGGGAGAAUUGUGCACUUUAUGCCAAUAGUGGUAGAGAAUCCAGUGUUCUAAAGACACAGUUGAACCCUAUUAUUGCUAAAGGUAAGAAACUGCUGCAUUGGAUUUCUCUGUUUUUGACUUGUAUUUUAGUUGCGCUUGUUUGAGUUGGGUUUUGAGUUGAGAAGAGUAAAUAUUAAAUGCCACAGUUUCAGGCCAUUGUGUUCCUAAAAAUGAUGGCCCUGUUACAUUACUCUUCCCAACUGAAAGGCAAGUGGAGUCAGUGUCCUUUAACAGGUGGAAGACAAGAAUCAAUGGAUGUAGCGUAUUAGUGAUUUUCCUGUUUCCGCGGAUCAGCUUUUCCAUUAAGGCUAUAGUAGGGAAAGUUUGAUUUAGUGUACCUAAAGGAAACCCCUCUGCUGCUUUCCCAUGUCAUUCUCCACUUACCAUUCUGGGAAGAACUUUUCACUGUCAGUAGUAUUAUUGAAUGCCAUUAUGACAGAGAACCGUACUAAGCAUUUGAGCGAGUGAAAUAGAGGUAGAAGACAUAAUCUCUGCCCUCCAGGAGCCUACAGACACACACAAAACAAGCACGAUCCGUGUCUUAAAGUAACCUAUUUAUCCCAGAGUUAAUUUUCUUUUUGGCCUUCAUCUUGUCCGCACAGAGUAUUGAGAAAAGAUUAGCUGUUUAAGGGUAGUUUGGGUGGUGGUUUUUCUUAACUGCCUUAUUAAAGAAACCAAGUGCUCCUUUCAUUUCAGACCACCUUGUAUUGUAUUGGUCUUCUGCCAAAUGCUUGGGAUGAUUUGUAUUUUUAAUUGUAACAUAAUUGUGUACUUUUGAGAAGCAAUUCUAGUAAAUUAUAGUGAAACUGUUGAACCUCUUAUUCUGAGAGAGCUGUAAGGAAUGCUCUCCACUGUAUAUGCCGCCUUUAAUGCUGUACUAUCACCCAGAUAUUAUUGACUGAGUUUCACUUUUAAUAAAUGAUCUAAUAAUUAACAAGGUCAGGCUUUA